AGACUGUAUUACGAAACAUUUUCCCGGAUUGUCUUGUUGUCAUAGUAAAGCUCAUAUAGUAUGAUACAACUAAAAAAAAAAAACAGCAGUUGACAACCAAGGCACAAGGACCUCGCGGAGUUGUUACUCCGCCAGCCAAUCACAGAAGCAAAAAAAAUCGUAAUCAUGCGACCAUUUCAAAAUGGCGUCGCACUUGAUACCUUCGGAGCGUUUGCUGUUCUUUAAAGCCUUUUCAUUGGCGAAAGCGAUGAGGUGUGCAACAGACAUGGACAAAGUUUGUGGAGUCUGUGUGUGUGGAGUCUGAGCAUUUCACUCUUCAAAAGUCUGCGGUGCAGUUCAUUUCACUGCUGCACCUGUUUUACUCAUGAAACUUCACUGCCAACUGAAGCGGAAAAAGAAAAAAAAAACUGUAUCCGAUUAUAUAUAGUUACAUUGUUAAACGACCUUUGAGGUUUCGCAGGAGUGCUCGAAAACGACCCGUUGAAUGUGCUAUUACAGUUUCAGUUAAAGCGCGCGUGCUCUCUCUCUCUCACAAACACACACACCUCGCCCGGGAUCUGUGGUAGUUCUGCAGAAACAUACGGUACUCCCUGCAAUGACGGUCUCUCGAACAGACCGAGAACAGCCGGUGGCACCUGACCAUGUACCUGCCGCACGAGGACGACCGGGUGGACCGCGGCUUCGAGCUGCGCAACGCCCUGCGCUCGGUGCACUACGCAGUCAUGGGUUCAUUCGGCUUCGUCGAGCCCGGCCGCGCCGAGGUGUCCAGCCCGCUGUACAACCGGCCGCCGGUCGGCGAAAACCGUUCGCCCAUCAACAGCGUCCACGAGCUGGUCGUCCUGCUUCUGGAUCGGGGAGCGCCCAGGAACAAGCUGCUCCUGGCCGUGUCCGCGUCCGGCUACAGCUACGCGCUCGCGAGGGCUGACACUGACGUGCGAGCCCCUCUACGCGGCGGUGAUGGCCGUGGCCAGGCCGGGCCGUUCUCGUCGACGCCUGGCCGACUGGCCUACUUCGAGAUCUGCUACAACGUGUAUCGAAACAGCUGGGCACGUGUGUUCGACGCGGCCACGUCCUGCCCGUAUGCCUACCGUGGCCAGGAGUGGGUCACCUACGACGACGCUGACUCGGUCAGGGCAAAGGUGGCCUUUCUGCGCAACCAGACGCUGGGCGGCGCGGCGCUCGUGGACGUGGCAGCCGAUGACUACAUGGGCAUGUGCGGGCCCCGCAACGUGCUGGCGCGCACUCUACGUUCGGUGCUCAAGCACUACUCGCCACCAGUGGCACAGAACCCGUCGUCCCACACAAAGAAGGCGGCAACGGCGCAGCACCAGAAACACUACCCACACAUCGCCCGGCAAAUGUUCAGGCACAAGCGACGUUUCGGCUAGACAGCAACCCUCCAUCACAUGCCGGUGUGAGCACGUGUUGUAUGUCACCCCUCCCCGUCCCAUCAGUGUCCUGCCAUCAACAUUGUCGUGACACCAUCAUCCCGGUUCACUUGUGCUCUCUCAUUUCCUUUUUCCUCUGUUCCUUUCAUUUUCUCUUUGAAAUAAAAGGUUUUGUCACCAA
This is a messenger RNA of Dermacentor andersoni, 1569 nucleotides long. RefSeq names its product chitinase-like protein 4. Lineage: Eukaryota; Metazoa; Arthropoda; Arachnida; Ixodida; Ixodidae. Gene Ontology annotation, biological process: carbohydrate metabolic process; chitin catabolic process. Gene Ontology annotation, cellular component: extracellular region. Gene Ontology annotation, molecular function: chitin binding; chitinase activity. The record is from RefSeq and is a predicted model, not a curated record.